UAAAAGUGUUUCUCAUUGAGUUGGGCACAAGCACUGACUAACAGGAAGAAGGGACCAAGGACCAGAGGCCCAGAGCCCACUAGGAUAACCGGCUUCAGAGCUGCCCAGUACCCUUCCUCUUUUUUUCUCUGUCCUGGUCCUGUGUGUCCUUUUGGUUUUUGUCCCUGACCCAAGCCAGUGAAGCUCACAAAAAUGACCUUCCCACCUCAGGCUGCAGGCAUGUAAAGAGCAGUAAGAUAAUGUUUACUCGCUUCCAGCUACCAGCGAUGAUCACUAGAGUUGCCUUCAUAGAGUCUGAAAUAACGUGGAAACACUUCAGGGAUCGGUAGCCCUGACCUUAAAGUGCAGUUAACACUCCCAGGAAUUGGCCUGCCACUGUUAAGAAGAAAUGAAGUCGCUCCUCGACCUUAGAAGUAUAGGGGGGGUGUCACUUCCCAGAGGCCUCGCGACGCCGCUGGACCCCUUCUCCGAGACUUUCUGGGGCUCGGCAACCCCUGCCGUUGGGACUACAUAACCCUGAAAACUCUGCUUUGAACGGCAGGGGCAAUAACCCAAUGAAAGUGCAGAAAAGGGACACUUCCGGCAGGGCGUAGCGCCUUGAGGCGGGGCUUCCGCCUUUUCCGUGGCGGUCGUUUUAGCGGUUCUGGGGUCUCCGGGCUCGGUCGGAAGGUGCAGAACACCGGCUUGGGACCCAGGCGACCGACACAGGAGGCACGAGAGGAGGCUUCGUCCCCGCUGUACGGAGGCUGGUCUGGGGUCGGGGACUUCGCUGCCCGCGAGCCCGGCCUGGACACUGCGGAGCCCGCGACCGUCCGGGUCGCUCAGCUGUCAUCUCUUCACUUCGCCCACAGAGUCCGAUGGCGGCGGCCGCGCGCAGGGACCCGGCUGAGGUUUCCGUGGUUGCAGAAGUGCUUUGGGAGCCUCCACAGGGAAGUGUUACUUUUGAGGACGUGGCCCUAUAUUUCUCCUGGGAGGAGUGGGAUCUCCUGGAUGAGGAUCAGAGAUGCCUGUACCACGAUGUGAUGCUGGAGAACUUUGCGCUCACAUCCUCACUAGGUUGUGGGCACGGAGUGGACGAUGAGGAUGUACCUUUGGAAGAGAGCAUUUCUGUAGGAGUGUCACAGAUCAGGACUCUUGAGGCAGAUUCAUCUCCCCAGGAGGCCCAGCCCUUUGAGAUGCACGGCCCGAUCUUGAGAAACAUUCUGCGCUUGGCUGAGCACCAGGAAACUUAUCCUGGGGAAAAACCAUAUACAUGUGGGAAACAAUUCUGUUUAGCUGCCAACCUUCAACAGUACGAGGGGCAGCACACUAGAGAGGUUCCCUUCAGAAGUUAUGUGGACAGAGCCUCGUUUAUAAAGAGCUGUACAGUCCAUGUGUCAGAGAAGCCCCUUACCUGUGAGGAGACAGGGAAGGACUUCUUAACCAGCAUGGGAUUUCUCCAACAACAGGUCACUCACACUGGGGAGAAGCUGAACAACGAGUGCGAGGCUAUCUUUCACAAUGGAAAAAGUCGUCACCACUGUGGAGAAUGCAAGAAAGCCUUCAGCUGCACAGACACACUUGCUCAGGAUCAGAGAGUCCUCACUAGAGAAGGGCUUUAUGAAUGUGGCAAAUGUGGAAAAGCCUGUACCCGAAGAUGUAACCUCAUCCAGCACCAGAAAGUCCACACUGGAGAAAGACCUUAUGAAUGCAGUGAAUGUGGGAAAUUCUUUACCUACUACUCCAGUUUCAUUAUACAUCGGAGGGUUCACACCGGAGAAAGGCCCUAUGAGUGCAGUGAAUGUGGGAAAUCCUUUAGCCAAAGCUACAGCCUCAAUAGCCAUAGGAAAGUUCACACUGGAGAGAAACCUUAUGAGUGCAGGGAAUGUGGAAAGUCCUUCAGUCAAAGGUCCAACCUCAUUCAACAUCAGAGAGUUCACACUGGAGAAAGGCCUUAUGAGUGCAGUGAAUGUGGGAAGUCCUUUAGCCAAAACUUCAGUCUCAUUUACCACAGGAGAGUUCACACUGGAGAAAGGCCUCAUCAGUGCGGCGAAUGUGGGAAAUCCUUUAGCCGAAGCUCCAGCCUCAUUCACCACAGAAGACUUCACACUGGAGAAAGGCCUUAUGAGUGCGCUAAAUGUGGGAAAUCCUUUAAGCAAAGUUCCAGCUUCAGUUCACAUCGGAAAGUCCACACAGGAGAAAGGCCUUAUGAGUGUGGGGAAUGUGGAAAAUCUUUUAGCCAUAGCUCCAACCUCAAGAACCACUGGAGAGUUCACACUGGAGAAAGGCCUAUUGAGUGCAGUGAAUGUGGAAAGUCCUUUAGCUGUAAAUCUAACCUUGUCAAACACCUGAGAGUCCACACUGGAGAAAGGCCUUACGAGUGUGGGGAAUGCGGAAAAUCCUUUAGCCAAAGCUCCAGCCUCAUUCAACACCGGAGAGUUCACACUGGCAAGAGGCCUACUGAGUGCAGAGAAUGUGGGAAAUCCUUUAGCUCCAAAUCUGACUUCAUUCAACACCAGAGAUUCCAUACUAGAGAAAGGCCUUAGGUGUACAGAGACAUGUGGUUUCCUUUUAGAUAAUUACACUGGAGGAGGGAAGUUGUGAAGAAGCCAUCUGGCAAAUUUAAGCCUAUAUGUCUGAAAAUUCAUAGUGGGGAGAUCCAAGUAUGUGAGAAUCUAUAAGGAGCUGUGUUACACUUUCUAACCUGUCCAGGGCUUUUGCCAGAUUUAUGUCACUGCCGGUUUCUGUGGCAGAGUUUUGUCCUCUCUACCACUCAGCAGGUUCACACACUGUGCGUCAGUUACCACCACAGUGUGCUCAGGGAAGCUCCCCCCUUUGCUGGAGGAAAUCAUGAUUAGUCUUAGCCCUUAUAGGGUCUUCAUUCUCUUCUCUUGUAGAAGUUAGGGCACGGCCCUGACCCAGUUUGGGCCCAGUGGACCCAAUCUGAGUUCUGCCAGUAACUUGCCGAGAAGGACUGCAUUUUCAAUGUGUUAGUUUUGUGUGACACUCACCUUGGAUUUUCCUAUCUUCCAAGUCACCAACCUGGGAAUUCCCUGCCUCAUACUGCUUUGGAUUUUGCAAUAAUGAAGACAUUAUUGCUGGGGCGCCUGGGUGGCUCAGUUGGUUAAGCGUCCGACUUCGACUCAGGUCAUGAUCUCGCGGUUUGUGAGUUUGAGCCCCACAUCAGGCUCUGUGCUGACAGUUCAGAGCCUGGAGCCUGCUUCGGAUUCUGUGUCUCCCUCUCUCUCUGCCCCUCCCCUGCUCAUGCUCUGUCUCUCUUAUGUCUCAAAACUAAAUAAAACAUUAAAAAAAAAAAAAAGACACUAUUGCUUAAGCCACCUUUGAUCUUGGGGUUCUAUGCACUGCGUGAGGUGAUUUGAAAACACCUGGGCUCUGCCAGCAUUAAGGAGUGAACCGCUUUCAUGGGGUUCCCAGUACUUUGUGUGCCUCAGAGAUGACAGUUUGAUGAAAGAAUAUAGCUCUCUUUCCAGCUUUGGCCUAAUUUAUGCUGUUGCCCAAGGUCUCCUAGGAAAGACUGCAGGGCCUUGUCUUAAUUUGGGGACUGGGUAUCGAGAUUUUUUGGUGGGCUCAGAACACUGAAGAGUCAGGAAGUUCACAGCAUCCAGUGCUUCUGAGAACAACAUGAAUUGUUUUUCUUUUUCACGGUGGAUGUCCCAUAAUGCUCAGUGUUGAUGGAAUUCUCUGCCCCAGUCCUACAAAGGAGCCAUGUGCCCUGAUACCCAGAAUUCACUAGGCUAGUGUCAUGGUAAGAAUACAGGGCCCUGGGGCAACUGUAAUUGGUAUAGAAACACUGCAGUGGAGGGGACUGCAGCUAGGUAGACAGGACAUGCCCCUUCUCAAACUGUAUCAGAAUGCUCCGAUGACUGUGAAUCUGCAGUGUUAGUGUGCACAAAUCCUCAGGACCUCCAGGUACAUGCAUCUUUGCAGCUGAGGUCUUUGUCAAAGAAAAUCUUGGUUUUGUGGAUUCCCAUAGGCGUUCUGGUACGUUCACCUAAAGGCCAUUUCUACGCAGAUAGGAAAAUAGGCAUACAGAGAAAGGAGAUCCCUUAAUCUGUUGAUGUGACUCUGUGACUGAGCCAGCAUUCUUGUUGACUCAGGUGGAAUAGAUUUAACUGCUCAUAAAUAUUUGCUACCACUGAAGGCAAAUCUGCUUUUCCAAGGUCAUCAGGCAAGAGAUAGAGUCAACAUAGGGCUGCCAAACCUAAUUUUAUGAAAAAGUGGAAGAUCUAAGGGUGGUUUUUUUUAAACUCUUUUGUAGAACUUUAUUCAGGUAUAGUUGACAUGCAAUAUAUUGCACCUAUUUGAGGUGUACAGUUAAGUUUUGACAUACGCAUAAACCCACAGAACCUCAUCAUAAUCAUAAUGAACAUGUCCAUCACCCCUAAUGUACCUCAUGUUUCUGAUCUGUCUUUCCCCUGUUCAGGCAACCACUGACUUCCCUUCAUUUAUAAUAAAUUAGUUUAUAUUUUCUAGGAUUUUCUAUUAUCUGAGUCAUAAAAUGUUUUUUUUUCUUGUUUGAUUUAUGAUUUGUAAUUAUUUUGAGAUUCUUCAGUGAUGCUUAUAUAAGUAUUUCACUCUUUUUAUUGCUGUGUAACAUCUUUUCUAUGGAUAUACCAUUUGUUUAUCCAUUCAUCUUUCAGGAGUCUUUUAGGUACCUCGUUUUAGCUAUUGAAAAUAAAACUGCUGGAACAUUUGUAUGUAUGUAUGUAUUUUUCACUUCUCUUGUGUUAGUCACUCAAAGUAAAAUGCCUGAGUCAAAGGGUAAGUGAAUGUUUAACUUAUAAAGAAACCGCCAGACUGAUCUAAAAUGAUCGUUUGCUUUUGCAUACCUACCAGGAGUGCAUGAGAGUCCCAGUUCUUUCACAUCCUUGCCAGUACGUGGUAUCAGUCUUUUCGUUCAGUCUUUGGAAUUUACCCAUUUAAUAAGCAAGCAGUAAUUUUAAUUGCAUUUCCUUAAGGAUUUAUGAUGUUGAACAUUUUUCUCUUGUAUUUAUUUGCAAUCUGUAGAUCUUCUUGAUAAAAUGUCUGUUUGUAUCUUUUGCUUGUUUUUGUUCCUUGGGUGCUUUCCUGCUGUAUACAAUGUAAUGGCCACCACCUCCCCACACACACACACACACACACUUUUUAAGUUUAAUCUGCACUAUUUACAUAUUCUCCAACAUAUUCUUCAAUCUGGGCUUUCAAUAAUACAGCGUAGUCCUGGUUCGCAGUGUCUUUCAAGUUCUCUGGGGUGAGUACUCCCACUGUGGCUGAUUUCAGACCGCCAGUGUGAUGUCACCGAGCACAGUCGGGGAGAGUUGCUAGAGGUGCAGCAUUGUUUCCGCCAUCCUGAGCCAGCGGCCGCAUGUAACCUGUAGAGCACUGAUGAUAAUAAAACACAGUAAAACGAUUUAGGAAUCGACAAGUCUGGAAGACUUGGUUUUGUUUUUUUUUUUUAAUUUUUUUUCAACGUUUUUUAUUUAUUUUUGGGACAGAGAGAGACAUAGCAUGAACGGGGGAGGGGCGGAGAGAGAGGGAGACACAGAAUCGGAAACAGGCUCCAGGCUCCGAGCCAUCAGCCCAGAGCCUGACUCGGGGCUCGAACUCACGGACCGCGAGAUCGUGACCUGGCUGAAGUCGGACGCUUAACCGACUGCGCCACCCAGGCGCCCCUGGAAGACUUGUUUAAUAGAGGUGUCGUUGGCAACACAUAAACCGCACAUAGUUCAGAGUAUACUUUAAUGUUUUGAUACAUGCUUUUAACAUCCCUAAAACCAAACAUUUCAUUGGAAACAUAACGGAAGAUGUAUCAUAUUGACAAUAGUGCAGUUAGAUACUUCAGUUCAAGAAACAAAACAAAGCAGGAAAGAUAUUUGAAGUACAGGAAAUUCUUGGAAAAAAGUCAAACUUUGAAAAUGUUUUCUCACAAAGGAUCAGAAAGAAUGCAAAUUAACAGUUGAGAUGCAAUUUGCCAACAGUUUAUUUCAGGGUCAAAGCCUGUUUUUAUUCUAAACCCUCUGGAAGUUUGUAUGUUCUUGUUGACAGAAAAACUGUAAGUAAUCCAAUGUAAUUCUCAGCUUCGGGUUCUAUAAAAUUAUUGGAGAAUUUCAACAAAUUUAAAAACAUUCAGAGGAAAUGUUUAUAGUUUAAAGUGUUACUAUGCUCCCCACAUUCUCGAUUUUAUCACCCAUAUUUAACUGAGGAGCAGACCUUAGCCCCUAAUUUCUAAAGUUUUACAGUGCAUAUAAACUUAAGGUUUAUUGCAGUCUCUCACGUUUCAGUUGUCUAUAUUUGGUAUGUUUUGUAACAAGAAGAAGUACAAGUAGCACUGAUGUUUGGAGAAGAUAAUAGUCUGUUGUCCCCUUAAUCUCCGGCACAGGGGUGGAGCUCAGGGAACAGAUCUUUCUAGCUAUAAUCGCGGCUCUCUGCAGGCAUCUGGCAGGGGUGAAAUGUAUUUGUGUGAUGAUCCUCAUGUAUUUGAAUGAAAAUUUUAAAGUAAGUUCAAAGAUGAAAUAAGAACGAAAGGAAGGGGGUAGACAAGAGUCAAUAGGCAAAACAACAAUUGAAUCAACUAAAUAAGAGAAAAUAAACUGGUAAGGGGCCAGAAAUCAUUUUGAAGAUCUAUCAAAAAAUAUAUUUAAUAUACAAAUUAGAUACGGUUCAUUGACUUGGAGUAGGAAGUAAGCAAUUUUGUUUACAUCUGAG
Molecule: messenger RNA, 6684 nt
Organism: Panthera uncia (snow leopard)
Lineage: Eukaryota; Metazoa; Chordata; Mammalia; Carnivora; Felidae
Product: zinc finger protein 211-like
Exons: 4
Coding region: 858-2525 (555 amino acids)
Biological process (GO): regulation of transcription by RNA polymerase II
Molecular function (GO): RNA polymerase II cis-regulatory region sequence-specific DNA binding; DNA-binding transcription factor activity, RNA polymerase II-specific
Source: RefSeq, a predicted model, not a curated record